This is a messenger RNA of Chlorocebus sabaeus (green monkey), 2966 nucleotides long. RefSeq names its product carbonic anhydrase 5B (gene CA5B). NCBI's taxonomy places the organism in Eukaryota, Metazoa, Chordata, Mammalia, Primates, Cercopithecidae. The record is from RefSeq and is a predicted model, not a curated record. Gene Ontology annotation, molecular function: carbonate dehydratase activity; zinc ion binding. Gene Ontology annotation, cellular component: mitochondrion; cytoplasm.
GUGGAAUGCAGGAAGAGAUGUGACGCGGACCAGACGGGUCUUGCCUGUUCCUAGAGAAAGGAAGGGGUUAGCCACGGCGGGAACGGCCCCGCCAGUGAGGAGCGCAGGCACAAGGCUUAGCGGAAGAGGCGUGACCCAGGCGUACCGCAGGGGCGUGACCCGAACGAGCUGUCCUAGGCCCUUACGUGAAGGGCGUGGCGUAGUACCAAGGGUGUAAAAAAAGAUAUUCAAAUUGGCGGGAGGGUCGGCAUACUUUAGGCGGAGUAAGGACGUGGGCCCAAGGGAGGGAGGUAGGGUAGGCAGAAUAGUUGUGACUGGAUGAUCACUGGUAUGUGAAACGAACUGCGCUCAGAGGCGCAGACUGGCUGAAGCGUGGAAAAGUGGCCACAACUGGAAAGGCAGGCAGCGGAGUAGUGACGGACAGGGGAGGUGGCGCGAAAAGGGAAGUAGGGACCUGACGUAGUUGGAACGCAGAGACGUGCCUCGAACGUGUGGGCGUGCCUUGUUGCUCUGACGGGCGUAACAAACAUGGUGGAGCAGGCGGAGGGCAGAGGUUGGGCAAGUUAGCGUGCAGGCGCGUAGCAGCGACAGGAGAUGUGUAGCCAGAGCGCAGAGCUGGUGUGGACUCCGGCGCAGGGGAAGCGUGGUCAGGGCGAGAUUUGAGCCUAGGUCGGGGACAGAGGCAGGACUGAUAGGGGCGUGGCCUGGAAUGACGAAAUGACGUUUGCUGCGUGGGGACGUGGCUAAACGUGAGGGGGCGUGGGCAACAUGGCCCCGUGCUGGAUCUUCGGGUCCCGGGAGCGAACGCGGAGGUUCUGACUCAGUGUAUCCACUCUGGGAGAGCGUGGACCUGGUUCCUGGGGGUGAUCGACAGUCACCCAUCAACAUUCGGUGGAGGGACAGUGUUUAUGAUCCCGGCUUAAAACCGCUCACCAUCUCUUAUGACCCAGCCACCUGCCUCCACGUCUGGAAUAAUGGGUACUCUUUCCUCAUGGAAUUUGAAGAUUCUACAGAUAAAUCAGCUGCACUUAGUGCAUUGGAAUGCAGUCAAAUUUGAAAACUUUGAGGAUGCAGCACCGGAAGAAAAUGGUUUGGCGGUGACAGGAGUAUUUUUAAAGUGGCACUAUCAGAACAGAGUGACAUAAUGGUGGGAUAACAUGGACACUUGUCUUCUUCCUUACUGUAAUGGGACUGUUUCUACUCCACAUAAUCUGGUUAUUAGGUUCCUGCAACUUAACUGGGAACUGAUCAAGAUUUCAAGCUAAGAUGGUGGUGAUGAACAGCCUAAGGGUCAUUCUUCAAGCAUCUCCAGGCAAAUUGCUGUGGAGAAAGUUCCAGAUUCCGAGAUUCAUGCCAACGAGGCCCUGCAGCCUCUAUACUUGUACUUACAAAACCCGGAACCGAGCCUUGCAUCCACUCUGGGAGAGCGUGGACCUGGUUCCCGGGGGUGAUCGACAGUCACCCAUCAACAUUCGGUGGAGGGACAGUGUUUAUGAUCCCGGCUUAAAACCGCUCACCAUCUCUUAUGACCCAGCCACCUGCCUCCAUGUCUGGAAUAAUGGGUACUCUUUCCUCGUGGAAUUUGAAGAUUCUAUAGAUAAAUCAGUGAUCAAGGGAGGACCCCUGGAACACAACUACCGAUUGAAGCAGUUCCAUUUUCACUGGGGGGCCAUCGAUGCCUGGGGUUCUGAGCACACCGUGGACAGCAAAUGCUUCCCAGCAGAGCUGCACUUAGUGCAUUGGAAUGCAGUCAAAUUUGAAAACUUUGAGGAUGCAGCACUGGAAGAAAAUGGUUUGGCGGUGAUAGGAGUAUUUUUAAAGCUAGGCAAACAUCAUAAAGAGCUACAGAAAUUAGUGGAUACUUUGCCGUCAAUAAAGCAUAAGGACACCCUGGUGGAAUUUGGGUCAUUUGACCCUUCCUGCCUGAUGCCUACCUGCCCGGAUUACUGGACCUACUCAGGGUCUCUGACUACCCCACCCCUCUCCGAGUCUGUUACCUGGAUCAUUAAGAAGCAACCAGUAGAGGUUGAUCACGAUCAGCUUGAGCAAUUUCGAACCCUGCUUUUCACUUCUGAAGGGGAGAAGGAGAAAAGAAUGGUGGACAACUUCCGCCCUCUUCAGCCACUGAUGAAUCGCACUGUCCGUUCAUCCUUCCGGCAUGAUUAUGUGCUGAAUGUACGAGCGAAAUCCAAGCCGGCGACCAGCCAAGCAACCCCCUAAAACGUUCAUAUCUAGGCAGUAUUUUGCUUUUGCUAUAAUAUAUACUAGCUUACUAAAAAUUGUUAACUAGACUAUUCUAAGUGCCUGCAUUUGAUAAUAUUUACAGAUGAGCAUUUCUUAGCAUGAGAGUGCUUCAUCAGUCUUUGAGGAAAGUGAUUCAGUACCUGCUAAGAGACACAAGUUUUUCUUGCAGCUACCUGCUGGUAAUUGUAAUGCCUUUUUUUUUUCUUUUUUUCUUUUUUUUUUUCUCUUUAAGAGACUAGGUCUUGCUCUGUUGCCCAGGCUAGAGUGCAGUGGCCCAGUGAUAGCUCACUGCAGCCUUGAACCCCUAGGCUCAAGCAGUCCUCCUGCCUUAGCCUCUGGAGUAGCUGGGGCUACAGGUGCUGGCCACCUGGCCCGGCUUGUAAUAUCUUUUUAUGUCUGACAUUUUUGAGCUAUCUUUUUUAUGUUUAUCCAUUAGCGGUUCUAUAGCACUAUACAUAGGGAUUAUAAUCAAAAGUAAGGCACAGACACUGACCAGAACUCAGGCCUUUCAGAAACAGCCUGUUGGCCCAGACUGGUACUUCCUGGCUGAACAUUGGCCAUGGUUUUAGAUGUAUUUUAUUUUAUAACAUGAAUGUGUAUUCUUUCAUAAGGGCUUAUCAAUCAGUAUAUUAUAUUUGCCCCAGUGUUUAGUUGUUACAAGGACAUGAUACGCUUACUAUCGAUUUAUGAUGUAGAAAAUAUAUUUUGUAAUUAUAAGAAAA